AUGUGCGUCAAGGCAGGGAUCUCAAAAGCAAGUGAUAGUGAGGUAAUCGUGUUGGAAGGUAUUGAAGGGCCUGCUUUCAUAGCUCGCGACAUUACCUUCGUCAACACCGCGGGCCCCCGGAUGGGCCAAGCCGUUGCGCUCCGGUCAUCGUCCGAUCUAUCGGUGUUCCACCGGUGCGGCUUUCAGGGCUACCAAGACACUCUAAUGGUGCUCUCACAGAGACAAUUCUACAAGCAAUGUUAUGUGUACGGAACAAUUGACUUCAUUUUUGGGAACGCAGCAGUUGUUUUACAAAACUGCAUGAUUUACGUACGAAGGCCCUUAAAGGGCCAGGUCAACGUCAUCACGGCCCAAGGCCGAGAGGACCCGUAUCAAAACAGCGGAAUCUCGAUCCACAAUUCUCAAAUACGGGCCGCUCCGGAUUUGAGGCCCGUUAUUGGGUCGGUCAAAACUUACUUGGGCCGGCCCUGGAAGAAGUAUUCGCGGACCGUGAUCAUGAGGAGCUAUAUUGACAGCCUGGUGAGCCCAAUGGGCUGGCUCGCGUGGCAAAGUAGUAAAUUUGCUCAGGAUACGCUGUAUUAUGGGGAAUUUAAGAACUUUGGGCCUCGGGCUUCGACCCGGUAUAGAGUGAGAUGGCCUGGUUUUCAUGUUAUAAGGAGCCCAAAUGUGGCCUCUCAGUUCACCGUCCGGCGACUCAUCGCCGGCCAGACCUGGUUGCCGGCCACCGGAGUUCCCUUCACCCUUGGCCUCUGAUUUGCAUUUAUUGUAUUUAAUAAUGACUUGACUUAGGGAAGAAUUUGUUUAAAAAGAUA
This is a messenger RNA of Momordica charantia (bitter melon), 812 nucleotides long. Lineage: Eukaryota; Viridiplantae; Streptophyta; Magnoliopsida; Cucurbitales; Cucurbitaceae. The record is from RefSeq and is a predicted model, not a curated record.